This is a messenger RNA of Syngnathoides biaculeatus (alligator pipefish), 744 nucleotides long. RefSeq names its product COP9 signalosome subunit 8 (gene cops8). The record is from RefSeq and is a predicted model, not a curated record. NCBI's taxonomy places the organism in Eukaryota, Metazoa, Chordata, Actinopteri, Syngnathiformes, Syngnathidae. Gene Ontology annotation, cellular component: COP9 signalosome. Bases 67 to 642 code for a protein of 191 amino acids. Gene Ontology annotation, biological process: COP9 signalosome assembly; protein deneddylation. The transcript has 7 exons.
GCUUCAGGAGUAGAAGAAGAGAGAAGGCGUCAUCAUCAUCAACAACACUUUGCUCUCCUUGUCAUCAUGCCUUCUGCUGUGAUUAUGGAAGACAAUUUUGACAAACUAUUGGAUCAGUGUGAAACUCAAGAGCUUGAGGCGCCAGGAGGCAUUGCGACCCCUCAAGUGUAUGCUCAGCUUCUGGCACUCUAUUUAUUACAUAAUGAUAUGAAUAAUGCCAGAUACCUCUGGAAGCGGAUUCCCCCAGCAAUAAAAGCAGCAAAUCCUGAAUUAGCAGCAAUUUGGACAGUUGGCCAGCACAUUUGGCAGCGAGAUUUCCCUGGGAUCUACACAUCUAUUGCAGCUUACCAGUGGUCAGAAAAUAUCCUUCCGGUAAUGGAAGCCCUUCAAGAAAGUACGCGACAAAGGGCAUACAGACUCGUGGCACAGGCGUACACCUCCAUUACCGCCGAGGAUUUCGCUGCCUUUGUGGGCUACUCGGUGGAAGAAGCCGUAAAAGGUGUGGUGAGUCAGGGCUGGCAGGCAGACCCCACAACCAGAAUGGUGAUGCCUAAAAAGCCAGAUCCUCCCCCGGUUUCGUCGGUUCCCAACGAGCAACAGUUGGCCAGACUCACCGACUACGUGGCUUUUCUGGAGAAUUGAUAACCCCAACCACCCUUGUCACCUUUUUUCCCCUGAUAUUUGUGCAGACUCAUCAUUAUAUUUUUGCUCAUUUCUGAUUAAAACAACAAAAACAUUGAAAAC